UCUCCGUUCAGGUGCUCGCCUUCACCUCGUUCGUGUUUUUUUCUUUUUUCUCUUUAAAGUAUAGUUGACUUGGUAACUGGGAUGUUUCAAAUUGACUCAAAGUGAGAUUACAUUUUGUUUUUCCUUGUGGGAAUAUAUUCUAUUUUUCCUUACAAGAAACGCGAACUUUGAGCGAAGAGAUUUUAGGGGUUUGAGCUCUGAAAACUGCAACAAUGGCGGAAGAGAACUCCACUCGACCUCUAUUUGUGCUCUAUGACUCCAUGACAAAGCACAAGCAAGUUUUCGUACCGAAGAUUCCGAACAAGGUUGGCAUGUAUGUCUGCGGCGUUACUGCGUACGAUUACAGCCAUAUCGGCCAUGCUCGUGCUUAUGUUGCUUUUGAUGUACUCUACAGAUAUUUGAAGGAAUUGGGCUAUGAAGUGACAUAUGUUAGGAACUUCACAGAUGUUGAUGACAAGAUAAUUCGCAGAGCAAAUGAGCGUAAGGAGAUUGAUACAGAAGAUCCACUGAGUGAUCCACUAAAUUUAAGCAAUCAUUUUUGUGAAGAGUUCCUCAAGGAUAUGGAGAAUCUACAGUGCCUGCUACCUACUCAUCAACCACGUGUUUCUGAUCACAUGGAUCAGAUUAGAGAUAUGAUAUCCAAGAUAAUUGAAAAGGGCUAUGCAUAUCCUCUUGAUGGGGAUGUUUAUUUUGCUGCUGACAAGUUCCCAAAAUAUGGGCAGUUAUCUAGGCGGAAGCUUGAGGACAACAGAGCAGGUGAAAGGGUUGCUGUAGAUUCUAGAAAGCGUCAUCCUGCUGAUUUUGCUUUAUGGAAGGCUGCAAAACCCGGUGAGCCAAGUUGGGACAGUCCAUGGGGUCCAGGAAGACCAGGAUGGCACAUAGAAUGCAGUGCAAUGAGUGCUCAUUAUUUGACUUCCUCUUUUGAUAUUCAUGGUGGUGGGAUGGAUUUGAUCUUUCCUCAUCAUGAAAAUGAACUGGCGCAGAGCUGCGCUGCAUGUGAGGAGACUCGCAUUGGGUACUGGUUGCAUAAUGGCUUUGUGACAAUCAAUGAAGAGAAGAUGUCAAAGUCAACCGGAAACUUCUUUACUAUUCGUGAGGUGACCAAACAAUACCAUCCUUUGGCUUUGAGGUACUUCCUGCUAAGCAUGAACUACAAUUCUCCUGUCAAUUAUUCCUUGUCGCAAAUUGAUCUUGCAUCCGAGGCACUGUUCCGCAUUUAUCAGACAUUGCAAGAUUGUAGAGAUGCUUUGUUGUCAUUUGAUGUUGGAAACGCAAAUGAAAAGGUUAAACCAAACAGCAAGCAACCUAGUAAACCUUCUGAGGCUGAGAAUCUGAAGAAGGAUUUUGAGUGCAAAAUGUCUGACGAUUUGCACACAUCAGAAAUAUUGAAGGGCAGUCUUCAAGAUGCACUGAAGUUUAUCAACAACGAAUUGAAUGGACUCAAGAAGAAGCAAAAGCAACAAAAACUUUUAGCUGUUCGGUCUCUCAUUGAAUUGGAGGAGGCAAUCAGGAAGGUUUUGGAUGUCCUAGGGCUGCUUUCUGCUGAGCCUUAUUCUGAGGUUUUGCUGAAGUUGAAAGAAAAGGCUUUAAUUAGAGCUGAGAUGGAUGAAGAUGAAGUAUCGCGUCGGAUUGAAGAAAGGACCGUAGCUAGGAAGAACAAAGAUUUUGCAAAAAGUGAUCAGGUGAGGAGUGAAUUAACUGCUAAGGGUAUCAGCUUGAUGGAUUUACCAACUGGGACGACAUGGAGGCCAUGUGUGCCAGAAGAAAAACCUCAGAUUCCUACAACAGAAUGAUGCAGUUAAUAAAGUGAUGUUUACUUUUAGCGGUUUAAUUUCCUUUUUCUUUUCUGAAGAUUACAUUUAUAUAUCUCUUGAGAAAGUAUCACCCAAAGGCUCCAGGCAAAUUUUGUUGUGGGGCUCUAUCUUUUUCCCAUUUGUGGUAAACUCGUGUUUUUUUUACCACAACCAUCAAUACAGUGGGAGCUGUUAGACAGGUAAAUAUUAAACUUUUUUAUUUUUC
Beta vulgaris subsp. vulgaris (sugar beet) is the source of this 2019-nucleotide messenger RNA. RefSeq names its product cysteine--tRNA ligase 2, cytoplasmic. The record is from RefSeq and is a predicted model, not a curated record. Gene Ontology annotation, cellular component: cytoplasm. The coding region runs from base 213 to 1793 and encodes 526 amino acids. The transcript has 9 exons. Gene Ontology annotation, molecular function: cysteine-tRNA ligase activity; ATP binding. Gene Ontology annotation, biological process: cysteinyl-tRNA aminoacylation. NCBI's taxonomy places the organism in Eukaryota, Viridiplantae, Streptophyta, Magnoliopsida, Caryophyllales, Amaranthaceae.